Coregonus clupeaformis (lake whitefish) is the source of this 2577-nucleotide messenger RNA. Its product is annotated as gastrula zinc finger protein XlCGF57.1-like. Gene Ontology annotation, molecular function: DNA-binding transcription factor activity, RNA polymerase II-specific; RNA polymerase II transcription regulatory region sequence-specific DNA binding. The transcript has 2 exons. Gene Ontology annotation, biological process: regulation of transcription by RNA polymerase II. Bases 320 to 2206 code for a protein of 628 amino acids. Gene Ontology annotation, cellular component: nucleus. Lineage: Eukaryota; Metazoa; Chordata; Actinopteri; Salmoniformes; Salmonidae. The record is from RefSeq and is a predicted model, not a curated record.
UCAAAACAAACCACAACGGCCACACAAGAGCUUUGCAACAACAAACGGUUUUAUAAGUUAGUUAGCUACUUCGCCGGAGGGUAAUUCUUAAACUAGAACGGACCUCUCACCAGACAUCUCAGAGUAUCUGGAGAGAGAACACCACAGGAACGGACCUCUCACCAGACAUUUUUUUUAACCAAGACCCCUUCUUGAUGCUUACACCAAAUGUGUAAAAAAGACUGCAAGGACUCAAGGGACUGUUGCUUUUACGUCAAUCGACUAGCUAGUCUGCCUGGCUGACACCGGCAAAGCAUAUCUCACUGAUCCUAACCCGAGUAUGAGCCUGUCGGACUCCUCUGAUGUGGAUCCGGAGAUGGACCGUAAAGCCAUGAAAUGCGAGUCAUGUGACAUGUUCAUUGUAGUGAACGAGGAAGAGUACAGUGACCUAUACACUUGUGAUAAGUGUAAACAGCUCACUGCCUCAAAGGAGCGGAUCAUUGAACGUCUCUCUCUGGCCAAGGAGACUUCAAAACGAAGUGCUGAUUCUGAAGCCCCAAUCCCAAAUGAUCAAGGGGAUCAUCCAGGGUGUUCUACCAGACUAGGGUCCUCUGCGGUGACCACUAUGAACACUACCAUGGACCACUUUCCUGUAUUGACACGUCACACCGACGAAAACAGGAGCCCCCUGUCGUCACCGGGGCCAUCCGAUGAAGCCCUCCCCCUGUCGUCACCGGGGCCAUCCGAUGAAGCCCUCCCCCUGUCGUCACCGGGGCCAUCCGAUGAAGCCCUCCCCCUGUCGUCACCGGGGCCAUCCGAUGAGGCCCUCCCCCUGUCGUCACCGGGGCCAUCCGAUGAGGCCUUCCUCCUCUCUUCACCGGGGCCAUCCGAUGAGGCCCUCCUCCUCUCUUCACCGGGGCCAUCCGAUGAGGCCCUCCUCCUCUCUUCACCGGGGCCAUCCGAUGAGGCCUUCCGUCGCUCUUGUGGCAAGACAUUUACCAGUCAUGAGAAAAACCACUCAAGAGAUGGAUCUCACCCCUGUGACCAGUGUGAAAAUAGUUUUGUUACACUAAAACUUCUGGAAAAACACCAGAUAACUCACUCCAACCCUCAUGUGUGCUCUGAUUGUGGAAAGAGAUUCCGUCGGGCUGAUCACCUAAAGAGACAUCAGAGAGGCCACACCGAGAAUAAACCGUACAUUUGCCCUAAUUGUGGGAAAGGCUUUGGUUACUCUGGAAAGUUGAACCAACAUGUGAGACUUCACACUGGGGAGAAACGUUACCAGUGCCCCGAUUGUGGCAAAAUGUUUGCUGCUAUUAAAACAAUGAAAAGACACCAAGAGGUUCAUUCAGCACAUAGGGUGAAGCCUCAUGUUUGCACUACCUGUGGAAAGGGCUUUGCUCGUAUUGAUUCCUUAAAAAAACAUUCCACCAUUCACACUGGAGUGAAACCGCACCAGUGCUCUGACUGUGGAAGGAGCUUCCGUAUGUUUGAUCAUUUAACUCGGCACCAGAAAAAAGCACAUGGAGAGAAGCUAUUCCCAUGCUUUGUUUGCAAACAACGUUUUGUUUCAAAGCACACACUGAUGGUUCAUCAGAGAAAGCAUACAAGGCCUUACCACUGCUCCCUGUGUGACAAGAGAUAUGCCGAUAAGGGGAAUUUAGCAGUCCAUCUGCGAGUACACACUGGAGAGAAGCCACACCUUUGCUCCCAGUGUGGGAAAUGUUUCUCUGGUAAACAACAACUUCAAUUACACCUCUUGGUACAUUCAGGUGUGAAGUCUUAUAAAUGUUCUCACUGUGAAAGGAGUUUUGCUAAUACACCUAUCCUGAAAAGACACAUACGAACCCACACUGGAGAGAAACCGUACCACUGCUCUGAAUGUGGGAGGAGUUUCGCUGAUGGGGAUACACUCACAAAACAUCUGCGAACCCACACUGGAGCGAAGCCAUACCUUUGCUCUCUGUGCGGGAAACGUUUCUCUGUUAAACAACGUCUUAAAGAACAUCUAAUGGUACAUUCAGGUGAGAAGCCUCAUACAUGUUCUCACUGUGAGAGGAGUUUCACUAGUACAUCUAAUCUGAUAAGACACUUGCGAACCCACAGUGGAGAGAAACCGUUCAAAUGCAUUGACUGUGGGAAGGGGUUUGCUCGCUCAGCAACCCUUAAAAAUCACCAGCGUAUCCACAGGAGGGUCACCAAGGAUCAAGCUCCCAAGGACAAAUAGCUGCACAGAGAACUCUACAUAGUAGUUUCACCACAACUGUCUGUCAUGUGUCUGUACCAGAAGUCAGAAUAUUCUCUAUAGGCUUUAUUUCUCUUACAUUCUUUUAAGGGGUUUUAAGCUGUUGGUCCUUAUACCAUAUACUACUACUGUGAAACGUAUUCAAAGUACUAUUUUAUGCUAUAUCACAACAGACAUUUUUGCUGAUUUAGCAUCCUUCUCUCAGGACUAAACACACGUCCCUGUUAAUCACAACUACAUAUUAUUAGAAGUGUCCUAGGAAAGAAGUUGACACUUAUUGUUGACACAGUUGUCAUUUCAUGUUCUCUCUCUGUGUGUAUAAACCCGGACAUUAAAAUAUGUGUUUGAUCUGA